AUGGAAGAACAAAAAGAAGAAGCCUCUUCUGAAAGAAUAUUAAGUAGUGAUGAAUUCAAUCUUAAUCAACUUGAGGAUAAUGAAAAUGAGUGGGUAAUUAACCUUGAUGAAAUUAAUCCUAAUGAAUCAGCUAGUAAUAUUUUAGAGACUAGUCAGGCUUCAAAUUCAGAGACAAAUAUUUCAUUAGGAAGUAGUAGAGUGUGGUUUGUAUCUUCUUUACGAAAAUAUCUUCAAACAUAUCAACUUCAAACACCUACAAAAAUACAAAAAAUUAAAAAUAAUAUUACAACUUCUUAUAAUAGACAAGAACAAAAUGAAUAUGAUAAAUAUCUUAUUCAAUGGCUUAUAUACGAUCUUCAGCCUUUUACUGUUGUUAACAAUACUUCUUUUAGAAGUUUUAUUAAAUUUUUUUGUUUGCGUUAUGUUAUUCCUGAUCAAUAUAAAGCAAAAU
Funneliformis mosseae is the source of this 451-nucleotide messenger RNA. NCBI's taxonomy places the organism in Eukaryota, Fungi, Glomeromycota, Glomeromycetes, Glomerales, Glomeraceae. The record is from the annotation of a GenBank genome assembly.